CGGGCCUCGUGACGUCACAUUCUCGGCGCUACGAUUGGCAGAAAUGAAGGGAAAACAACGCUGAUUGGUGCGAAUGGUGGGCUGGGCAGCUGUGACGUGAUUGGUUUAUCAAGCAUGAUACGACAGUAAAGAUGUCUGCGCCCAUGUCGGAGUUUUCGUCGUCUCUUGGGCAGCUGAACUAUGUUUAAAUCGCUCGUAGUUUAUGAACGAAUUCUCUGAGGACGAAACAAGCGUCAGAAAUGGCCGUGCCACUAUCACACAAAACUCUUUUUGUUCUCGACCACAGCCCAGCUUUUCUACAAUCUAGCAAAGUUGUUGUCGAAUAUGACAUCUUCAACAAAGCUCGACCUGGGGUUAUUCCUUUGGCACCGAUUACAAAGACAUUAUGGACGUGCGCCGUUGAAGCCGUCGUUGAAUACUGUAGAAUUGUAUACGACAUUUUUGCCACAGAUAAACUGAUUCGGUUUGUUUUGAGUGAUCCUAAGUUACCAGCGUUUCCCGUAUCAUGGAACCAAGAUGCACAGGGCCUGGAUCAGGUGAUGGCACAUCUAGCGGAGCACGGUUCGCCUUCCUCGUCGUGCGACCAAGACGACUGCAGCAUCACCGCAGCCAUCGCCAAGGCGAUAGCGACGCUCUGCGAACCGACGGAGCGGCAGCAGAGGCGGACGCCGGACGCGGGCGAGGCGGCGACGACGGAGACGGACCUGUCGAACGGAGGAAGAAUCGUCUGCAUCACAAACUGCAAGAGCAAGGCGCAGAUUAAGAUGAUAGAGGAGAGCAUGAGCGACGCGUUCGUCCGGCAUAACAAGAUGGCUGCCGAAUCCCACAGGCGUGAGGUGGUGCCGGCGGCGGUGAACAGUGAGGUCAUCGUCGUGCGUACUGGCCGCUACAUCGCCGCUAAGCUUGCCUUCCUUGUACAGCUGCACUACGACCUCGCAUCCACGACCGUCACCGGCAUCCCGAUGAAGGUUAUCGGAGGGUGUGAUGGGGCGGCGGGAGGGGGCAUCCGCUACGAGAUGGUGACGUUGAAGUGGUGGCACGCGCUCUAUGCGCAACGCAGCGUGGAGCGGUCGGCUGAUGCUGGAUACAACCUGCGAAGUCGCGGAGUCAAGGUUCUCGUCCUCAGCGCGAUGCUGCACUUCCAGCCCGCGGCGGGCAGGUCUUUAUCGCAUAUCGGGGACCCUGAACACGCGGCUGCCGACGUCACGCUCGGUCCGCCUCGAAGGACGCGUGCCCGGGCGCUCAACCGCCGUCCAUGCAGCGAGGGCUGCGCGGGGGCGGGUAACGCGACUACCGGAUCGACGGAUUUCGGGGAUUUCAUGAAGGAUUCACGUCUGGCUCCAGUAGAAGCCGACGCGCAGCAGCAGCAGCAGCAGCAGCAGCAAGAGGAGGAGGAAGAUGCUGAGAUGAAGCCAGUGCGGAAAGCUAAGGCGCAGCUGGAGAGGAUGACUAGAUUCUGGCCGAUGGUCAUCGGAGAAACGGUGAUAUUCAACAUCCUGUCGAACCUGGACCCUCUGCCGUCUCUCAUCACAAAGGAGGUGCUAGAUGAAGAGGACGUGGUCGACUGUAAGAAGGCCAUCUAUCACAUGGUGGCGAUGGAACAACGCAACGAGACGCUGGCCAUUCCCAUGAUCGGCACCAGGGGCAAGGCACACAAGCGGGAGGAGCAGUACAGACAGAUGUGGAGUGAGCUGGAUACACUCGUUAAAGCUCACGCCGAAAACUCAUCUGGCCACCAACAGGUGAGUGGCUGCUGGCAGCUCUAA
Molecule: messenger RNA, 1766 nt
Organism: Priapulus caudatus
Lineage: Eukaryota; Metazoa; Priapulida; Priapulimorpha; Priapulimorphida; Priapulidae
Product: protein asunder homolog
Exons: 12
Coding region: 240-1766 (508 amino acids)
Biological process (GO): regulation of mitotic cell cycle; centrosome localization
Cellular component (GO): integrator complex
Source: RefSeq, a predicted model, not a curated record